This is a messenger RNA of Cyprinodon tularosa, 2214 nucleotides long. RefSeq names its product shugoshin 1 (gene sgo1). Gene Ontology annotation, cellular component: chromosome, centromeric region; nucleus. Gene Ontology annotation, biological process: meiotic chromosome segregation. The transcript is spliced from 10 exons. Lineage: Eukaryota; Metazoa; Chordata; Actinopteri; Cyprinodontiformes; Cyprinodontidae. The coding region runs from base 176 to 2080 and encodes 634 amino acids. The record is from RefSeq and is a predicted model, not a curated record.
AUCUCCACCAAUCAGCAGUCGCGGCUCUCAAUUCGAACGUUAACCUUCCGAAGACGCAGUUCAAAAUAUGGAUUCUGUUGCUGCUUUGUUUCCCUAAUGUAGUAAAGUAUUUCGUUUAAGAGGAGAAAGGAAACUAAUAAUACUCGUGAAUUAUAUACUCUGAUCCUGAGUCACGAUGAGAGAGAAAGAAAGAGCCCAGAAGAAGUCCUUCCAACAGAGUUUGGAGGAAAUCAAGGAGAAAAUGAAGGAGAAGAGGAACAAACGGCUGGCUAAUGCUGCAGCUCCAAGAAGGGGGCGGUCAAGAAUGAUAAAUAAAAUAGCAGCGCCCAGUUCUGCCAGCACCAUUCUAAAAAGUGUGCAGCAGAACAAUAAGGCGCUGGCUGAGGCCCUACAAGCUGAGAAGGAGAAAGUGAGGCAGGCCAAUGCGGUGAUCCUGCAACUGAAAAGAGAACAACAAGCUUUGUUCAUUCACCUCCUUCUGCUGAAGAGGAAACUCAAAGAACAGGAAGUGCUGGCAGCAAGUGCUUCACAGACGAAACAAACAGGGAUCCAAUUGGAAACUCAAAACAACCAGAUUUUAACAAGGAGGAAGAGAAGCAGCCAGCAGCUCGAUCCACUCAUCAUGUGUGAUGCUUCACCAAUUUGUUCAGAUUCCCCGCCUUCUAAAAGGAAAGAGCACAUUAACUGUGACAAGGAGAUCACGCUGCCGUCCACGGUGGGCGUGAGGCGUGGGCGGGUCAAUAGAAGAAGCAGGAGGCGAUCUGAGCUUGUGCAGGAACAAAGGCCGCAGAGCAACACUGACCCAGUUGCUGAUUUCGGAGCUGUGUUACCAAGCCCUAUUCGCGUCGACAGUGGAGAUCUGAACCAGAGCCACCGAAGGCCAGAACCUGAGGCAGAAGAUGUUAGUGACACUGAUGAGGUGCAUCACUCUACCCCUGAGCCAGUCCGUCCUAAAAAAUCGCACCCACAGCCCAGGAGGAAACAAACCAAGCAACAGCCUCGCUCUAAACCAGAACCAGCUUCACGGAAACCUGAAAGAGGACGGAAACCCGAUCGGGUCCCGUUAAAGAAGCCCUGGGAGAAUCCCAAGCCCAGAGCCCGCUCCAAAAGUCGGGACCGCUCAGCCAAACGGUGCAAAGCAGCUCCUCCGCAGGGCAACAAGCUUAACACCUCGCUGGGAUUCAAUGACACGUUUGACUUUGACUGUGAAGAGACGGUUCACAUCACGCCGUUUAAGGCGAAAGUUGAGGAUAAUCAGGCAGCUACACCCAUUAAUGAAGAGACCCAAGCUGAAGUCUCUGCAGCUGUUCCCAAACAGAGCGAAUCCAGCUCCUCGUCACCGUCAACAGAAUCAGAGGACAGCCUGUACAUCCCUCAGAAGACAAGGGGAAGACGGUCCAGUUCUAAAACCAAAGCCUUGACCACUCGUAGAGGCCAGCGCACACAGGUUGUCAGGACAAAGGAGAACAUCCCUCCAACUCCAAAGAUCUAUGUCUUCAGGGAUGCAGAGUCAGACUUGAAGGUUACAGAUUCUGGAAAGGAGAAAGAUCUUAAUCAGCCGCCUGAUCAAGAAAAUCAACAGGAGCCUCAAAGGGAUGGAGCAGAAGACUGUUUCCCUGUCGUCAGUCCUCUGGUCGAGGCAGAGAUGAUGAGAAUAGACACUGUGCUGUCCAAUUAUGGAGAAGCCUCUAGUGAGAGUUCUUCUCUGUCAUCAAGUCAAACUCCAAGGGUUAAAACAAGCCAAAAACGUGGUGUUGGUGUAAGGUCAGCUGGGCGGGGCUUAAGUCUGUGUGAUAUGACCAAUAUGUCCCCUGCAGCCUAUCGUAAUUUCUCCUGUGGUCCACGCCGCUCUGAUGCUCCUGUCCUCGCUCGCAAACGGCGCUGCACCAUGGUCGUCGACUAUAAAGAACCAUCAUUGAAUGCUAAACUUCGCCGUGGCGACAAGUUCACAGACCUGCAGUUCCUCCGCUCCCCUGUUUUCAAACAGAAGCCUGGUAGGAGGUCUGUGCAAAAUUCAAGGAAGUCGUGCAGCAAGCAGCCAUUUGAGAAGUACAAUGAGUCUUUCGUUGGAUGUCACUGAAGACUGCUUUUUUUUUUUUUCUGUAUAGAUUUACUUCUUCAGAGGAUGUUUUUUUUUCAUCUCUGAAGGCUGCUUUUUAAAGUAACUUCAAUCAGUUUGUUUUCUCUUCAUAAAUUCCCUUUUUUGUGUUUUUC